AUGUUUCCCGGAGUCGCUGUUGUGACCGGUGCUGCCGGUACUGGUAUGGGGGCAUGCAUUGCCAAAUCAUUCGUGCAAGAGGGCUGUACUCGGAUUGCCAUCACAGAUCUCAACGACGAGCUGCUCGAAGCAACUAAGAAAGCCAUUGCGGAAAAGUAUGCCAAUGUCCAGAUCUUUGCACAAGCAGGGGAUAUCUCCGACGAGGCAUUCGUUGAGAGCUUCUUCACCGCUGUUAAGCAAGAGUUUGGUAGGAUGGACUACUGUGUCAACUGCGCGGGGAUCAUGGGAAAUAACAAGUCCUCAACUCAGACCACUGUCGCUGAUUUUGACAAAAUUACCAAUGUCAACUAUCGCGGCUGUUGGCUAUCUUCUCGCGCCGAGUUGGGACACAUGCUCAAGCAGGAGGCACUGGGCAGUCAUGAUGGCAGGCCCGGAGAGAGAGGCUCCAUAGUCAACAUCGCUUCACAGCUAGGAAUCGUGGGUCGUCCAAAUGCGCCUGCGUACUGUGCGUCGAAGUCGGCCGUCAUCGGCAUGACACGCUGCGAUGCAAUUGACUAUGCUCAACACGAUAUACGGGUCAAUUGCAUAUGCCCUGGUGUCAUUGCGAGUCCGAUGACCACGGGCAGUGAAGAGAGGAUAGCCUUUCUGAAGCCGGCGAUCGACAUCGCACCCAUGAGGCGGAUGGGCACGGUCCAGGAGGUUGCAGACUGUGCCCUGUUUCUCUGUUCGUCCAAAGCGUCAUUCGUUCAAGGGCAUGCCAUGGUGGUCGAUGGGGGCUAUACCAUCAACUAA
Cyphellophora europaea CBS 101466 is the source of this 792-nucleotide messenger RNA. RefSeq lists its product as uncharacterized. The transcript is spliced from 2 exons. The record is from RefSeq and is a predicted model, not a curated record. Bases 1 to 792 code for a protein of 263 amino acids. Lineage: Eukaryota; Fungi; Ascomycota; Eurotiomycetes; Chaetothyriales; Cyphellophoraceae.